AUGGAAGAUGUGCGCGAUAAUGCCGAGCGUAGUCUGUUCCAGUUGCAAAACGAAAAAGCCAGCUUAUCGCAGCGCGUCACCGAACUGGAUGAGGGCCAACGUGUGGCGCUGACGAAAUGUAUUGAGCUGGAAGAGCAGAAGGACAAACUGCACAGCAGUAUUGGGGAUAUCCGACGGAAAUACGAGGAUGCCGUGGCAGCCAUGCAUGAGCUGGGCCGGGAGAAUCAAAGCCUGCAGGUGGAGUGCACGCGGCUCAAAGGCCGGAAGUGGGCGCAGGAUGAGGAGGUUAAUGAGUGUUCAGCCUGCGGGAAGCCGUUCGGGCUGACACAACGGAAACAUCAUUGCCGCAGUUGUGGGGAGAUUUUUUGUCAGGACUGCUCGGCGAAAAGCGCCAGCUUAGUGGGCGCCAAGAAGCCCGUCAGAGUGUGUGAUAGCUGUUUUGUGGAAAUUCAAGGACGAAUGUAGAGGAAACAGCAGGAUGGACAUUUUGACCGUGAUGCUCAACUCAGUGCCAGUUUACACAGUCCAGGUUAUCUACCGAUUUUUGGUUAUUUAUAAAUUAUCCUGAAUUAGUGAAUUCCCUGUUUUCUAGACGAUUGUUUAUAAUCCAAGUGGUUUUAAUUUAAUUAUUAUUAUGGUUGCCUGAUAAGUGCAGUUAGUUUAUAUGAAUUUUAAUAUCGAAGCACAUAGCAUUCUUGUUGUCUUUUGAAUUUUUUACACGUUAAUUUAUGACUAAAGUAGUUCUCGUAACCUUUGUUUUGCGGUGUGGUCCGCUUGUGCAUGGCCGGUUUUCGACUCUGUCUCCCAUGAUUAACCGGUAAACAACGAAGCGUUGUUACU
This is a messenger RNA of Paramacrobiotus metropolitanus, 840 nucleotides long. Its product is annotated as early endosome antigen 1-like. The transcript has a single exon. Gene Ontology annotation, cellular component: early endosome. The record is from RefSeq and is a predicted model, not a curated record. Gene Ontology annotation, biological process: endocytosis. NCBI's taxonomy places the organism in Eukaryota, Metazoa, Tardigrada, Eutardigrada, Parachela, Macrobiotidae. Bases 1 to 465 code for a protein of 154 amino acids. Gene Ontology annotation, molecular function: 1-phosphatidylinositol binding; metal ion binding.